UUUAUCCUUAUUUUACCUCUGGUGCUCGAGCUGGAAGGACAGUGUCUGUUUCUCUGGAUAAAAAAACAUACAAGUUGUUGAUUAAAUGUUCACAAUGAAGACCUGGCUUGUUCUGGUCCUCCUGGGACCCAUGGUCCAGGACGCCGCGGCAGUGAUUCGCUCUAUGAAGUAUUUCUACACUGCGUCUUCUGGAGUCCCAAACUUCCCAGAGUUUGUGGCUGUUGGAUUGGUUGAUGGCGUUGAGUUUGUUCACUAUGACAGUAACACCAUGAGAUACGAACUCAAACAGGACUGGAUGAGCAGACUCACAGCAGAUGAUCCUCAGUACUGGCAGAGGAACACUGAGUACUUGAGGGGUGACCAGCAGACCUUCAAAGCCAACAUUGAAAUUGUAAAGCAGCGCUUCAACCAAACUGGAGGUGCUCACAUUGUCCAGAGGAUGUACGGCUGUGAGUGGGAUGAUGAGACUGGAGAGGUUAAUGGAUUCGCUCAGGAUGGUUAUGAUGGAGAAGACUUCAUAGUAUUUGACCUGAAGACAGAGUCAUGGAUCGCUCCAAAACAACAGGCUGUCAUCACCAAACACAAGUGGGACAAUAACAAAGCUUUGAUAGCUCAGGAUAAAAACUACCUGACCCAGAAAUGUCCUGAGUGGGUGAAGAAGUAUGUGAACUAUGGGAGGAGCUCUCUGCUGAGAACAGAGGUUCCCUCAGUGUCUCUCCUCCAGAAGUCUCCCUCCUCUCCAGUCAGCUGCCACGCUACAGGUUUCUACCCUGACAGAGCCAUGAUGUUCUGGAGGAAAGAUGGAGUGGAGCUUAGUGAGCAUGUGGACCACGGAGAGACCCUCCCCAACCACGAUGGAUCCUUCCAGAUGAGUGUUGACCUGGACCUUUCAUCAGUCCCAGCUGAAGACUGGAGGAGGUACGACUGUAUGUUUCAGCUCUCUGGUGUGAAGGAUGACAUCAUCACCAAACUGGACAAAGCAGAGAUCAGGACCAACAGAGAGAAUACUAUGUACAUUUACAUCAUCGCUGCAGUGGUUGUUCUGGCUCUCGUCCUCCUCGCUGUGAUCGGAGUCCUGGUUUACAGAAAGAAGAAAGCCAAAUGCUCUCACAAAUGCCCUCCAUCUGACAACGGCUCUGAGCUCUCUGAGGUGGAGAAACUGAAACCAGAGUCUAACUCAUCCUAAACCCAUCACCCUGCACACAGUUUAUGGAUACAUUUAGCAGUGGACCAAUCAGCGGAGCCACGUUCUCUUCCAUAAACUGAACUCAUCAGUUCUUCAUCAUCAUAUCAUAAACUGGUAGAAUCAGGGCUGGGAUCUAGUUGGAGAUGCUCAUUGAUUGGAAUACAAAGAAAACUAGUUUGAAAAAAAAGGUUGACAAAUAUUUUCCAAAUAUGAUAAAAUAUUAGUUUAAAUGUUGAUUAAUUAAAAUGAGGAUGAUUAUUUUAGGAGAGAAGUAAAAAACGAGAUUCAAAUCAAUGAAAGCAUCCCAGCUCUCUUCAUACAUGAUAAAGAUCUGUGUGUCUAUCUAAAUUAAAUUUAAUUAUCCAUAGUUACAGUUUGAUACUUCUGCUGUCGGGCUUUUCUGGUUAAAUCAAUAUUGAUAACAUGUUAACACAUUGUUACACAUAAACACACGUAUACAUCCAUCCCAUCUCCAUACAUCCACUCCUAGGGUGUGGCAGCGAUAUGAUGAUAUAAACCUUGAGAUAAGAGAUAUUUGUCAGCCAGUAGAGUUUUCUUUACUAUUUCUAGUGAGAAAGUCAUCCUUUGGUUCUCUGGUUGGAUCAGAUCAAAUCAGUCAGCAACAUCCAGAAACAUCAGUCGGCAACAUCAGUCGGCAGCAUCAGUCAGCAGCAUCAGUCAGCAACAUCAGUCGGCAACAUCCAGAAACAUCCAGAAACAUGCUGAAACAUGCUGCACAGAUUAGACACCCAAAAUGUCCCGGAGGUGUAAAUGUUCUCUAUCUGAAAUCAGAGAUACAAUGAUAGGUUGGAUCAAUGUUGCCCACCCCUCUGCACACACACACACACA
This is a messenger RNA of Perca flavescens (yellow perch), 2035 nucleotides long. RefSeq names its product major histocompatibility complex class I-related gene protein. The record is from RefSeq and is a predicted model, not a curated record. Bases 86 to 1186 code for a protein of 366 amino acids. The transcript is spliced from 7 exons. NCBI's taxonomy places the organism in Eukaryota, Metazoa, Chordata, Actinopteri, Perciformes, Percidae. Gene Ontology annotation, biological process: immune response. Gene Ontology annotation, cellular component: external side of plasma membrane.